GCAUGGCAGGGUAGCUUGUACGGGUCAUCAGUCAUCGGCGCUGCAAAAUGGAUUCUCAUGAGAGCAUCCCGUUGUUGUCUCGUGUUUGUGGUGCGGCGUAAAGAAGUCGGGAAAGCUUCGACUUUCCCCAUAAUGUUUACCGGGUAAAUUAUCUGCGUGCUCGCACCCAAAGGUAGAACCUCGUCCAUUCCACUGCCGGAGCCGCAGAACCCCAAUGGCGAGGUCCCUCCAAGUGAGUCAGCAGAGGAUCGCCGAAAAGCUGACCAUCCUCAAUGACCGAGGCGUUGGGAUGCUCACCAGGAUUUACAACAUCAAAAAGGCAUGCGGCGACGCCAAGUCCAAGCCGUCGUUUCUGUCGGACAAGAACCUCGAGUCGGCCAUCAAACACGUCGUGCGCCGAUUCCCGAACAUCGACAUCAGAGGAAACAGCGCUCAGCUUUCGGCGGUGUUCACGAUCCGACAGGACAUCAUGAAGUCCCUGUCACUUUACUACUACACAUUUGUGGACCUGCUGGAUUUCCGGGACCACGUCAGCGAGCUGCUCACCACGAUAGACUCGUUCCAGCUGUACCUCGACAUUACCCUGAACUUCGACAUGACCAAGGCCUACCUGGACCUGGUGGUGGCGUACGUGACGCUGAUGAUCCUGCUGUCGCGCGUGGAGGACCGCAAGGCGGUGCUGGGGCUCUUCAACACGGCCCAUGAGAUGACGCAUGGCCACAGCGACAACAGCUUUCCCCGACUGGGCCAGCUCAUCGUCGAGUACGACCCCCCGCUCAAAAAGCUCGCCGACGAGUUCGUCCCACAUUCCAAGACGCUGUUCCAAGCUCUGCUGUCCCUUCAGCAAGUGUUUCCCCGGCGUAACCUGACGGCGGACGAGUGGCGCAAGAGUCAGAUGCUCAGCCUGCUCGUCUCGCCCGCCCAAAUGCUCACCCCAGCCCAGACAGAAACGAUGCCGUGCGAAUACCUCUCCUUGGAAACCAUGGAGCGCUGGAUCAUUCGUGAGUUGGCUCUUUCCCUAGUCGGGUUGGGCGUCUCAAGAUGGCGGCCACCGCGACGUUGUCGCAUCUCUUCCUGCGCAGUGGGCUUCCUGCUGAUCCACCCGUACCUCCAGCAGCCCCCCGCCCAAGCGCUGUUCCUCCAGGCGCUGUCCAACGGCUGGGCACUCACUCUGUUCCGAGACGAACUGCUCCCGAUCCACUCGUACGCGCAGCAGUUCUUCGAGGGACUCAAAGGCCACGGCAAGCGGGCCUCGGAGGUGAAGGAAGCCCUGGCGCAGGCGCUGGGGACGGCGCCGCUGGUGCACCGCGAGCGGCGCAAGUUCCUUCGAUCGGCGCUCAAGGAACUGGCGCUCGUGUUGGCCGAACAGCCAGGAUUGCUCGGACCCAAGGCCCUGUACGUCCUGAUGGGGCUGUCCCUGUCUCGUGACGAGGUCUGCUGGCUUGUGCGCCACAACGAGCUGGGCCCGCCCUCUCGAGCCCCGGGCCGCUCCCGCAGCCUCCAGGGGGAGGACCUCUUGGACCGUCAGCUGCCGGAACUCCUGUUCCACAUGGAGGAGCUCAGGGGUCUCAUGCGGAAGUACAGCCAGGUGGUGCAGCUGUACUACAUCCAGUACCUGAGCGGCUUCGACGCCCCAGCCCUGGAGGCGGCCAUGCAGGGGAUCCCGGCCAUUCCCGAGGAAGACGCGGCGCUGCUGUCGGUAGCGUGCUCGACGGCACGCUCGUUGGCCCCGCCCCCCUCGGGGUCCGAGGCGCCCCCGCCAGACCUGCGGGGCCUGCGGCUCGACUGGUCGCGGCUGCAGCUCCACGCCAGUGCCCAGCGCCACCCCUGGGGCCUGCGGGAGCGGCCCCACCUGGCGGCCCUCAUGAACGGGCUCGUGUUCCACACCAAAAUGGUGGACUUCCUGGACCGGCUGCUCGUCGAGACCUCCGACCUCUCCUUCUUCUGUUUCUUCAGCCGGGCAUUUGAAGACCAGUUCCACCUGUGCCUGGAGUUCCCGGCCCAGACACGCUACAUCAUCGCCUUCCCGCUGGUCUGCGGCCACUUCAUGAACUGCACCCACGAGCUCUGUCCCGAGGAGCGGCACCACAUCGGAGACCGUAGCCUGACCCUGGUGAACGCCUUCUUGGACGAGAUGUCCAAGGAGGCCAAGAACAUAAUCACGACCAUCUGCGACGAGCAGUGCACCCUGAGCGACCGGCUGCUGCCCAAGCACUCGGCGCUCAACAUGGCGCUGGUGGUGCACAAGAAGAAGCGGGACAAGAAGCAGCGCCCGGCCACGGCGCCACCCCGCGACAAACCCGGCACAGAGAGCUACCGUCGGACGCGGGAGGAGCUCAGCACGAUGGACAAGCUGCACAUGGCCCUGACGGAGCUGUGCUUUGCCAUCAACUAUGCGUCGAGCAUCCACGUCUGGGAGCACACGUUUGCUCCGAGGGAAUACCUCGCUCAGCAUCUGGAGAACCGGUUCAACAAGGCAUUGGUAGGCAUGGUGAUGUACAAUGCGGAAAGCCACGAGAUCGCCAAGCCUUCUGAAUUGCUCUCCAGUGUCCAGGCCUACAUGAGUGUGCUGCAGGGCAUUGAGAACCACGUGCACGUGGACAUCACGCGGGUGUUCAACAAUGUGCUCCUGCAGCAGACACAACCACAGGACAGCCACGGCGACAAGACCAUUGCCACGCUGUACACAAACUGGUAUCUGGAAGUGCUGCUACGCAAGGUGACGGCCGGUCACAUGUGCUACUCCCCACUGCAACGGGCCUUCGUCAACCUGAUCCACGACGGCCAGCAGGUUCCGUUCACGGCCGAGGAGUUCUCUGACGUGCAGGAGCUGCGCUCCCUGGCCGAGCUGAUUGGUCCCUACGGGAUGAAGUUCCUGAACGAAAGCCUCAUGUGGCACAUUGCAAGCCAAGUGGCCGAACUCAAGAAGAUUGUGCUGCUGAACCGAGAGAUCCUGGUGGAGCUGCGCUCCAACUACGACAAGCCGGAGCAGAUGAAGGAGCUCUUUCGCAAGCUGCAGAAUGUGGACAGCGUCCUGCAGCGCAUGACCAUCGUCGGGGUCAUCCUUUGUUUCCGGAUGCUCGCCCAGGAGGCCCUACAAGACGUGCUGUCGGUGCGGAUCCCGUUCCUGCUGGGCUCGGUGGCGGACCUCAAGCACCAUGUCUCCAACGGAGACUCUCUGGCGGUGAGCGAGAUGGCAUCCGCCGCGGGCCUGCCCUGCAAGGUUGAUCCUGCGCUGGUGACUGCUCUCAAGUCGCAAAAGAGCGAUGUGGGCGAGGACGAGUACCAGGUGGCCUGCCUGCUGAUGGUGUUUGUGGCAGUCUCCCUGCCCAAGCUGGCAAGAAGCGAGGGCUCCGUGUACCGGGCAUCUCUCGAGGCGCACAGCAACAACAUGCACUGCCUGGCGCACGCCGUGAACGCCCUGGCGGGCUCGCUGUUCACGCUGUGCGGCCACGGCGACGUGGAGGACCGACUGAAAGAGUUCCUGGCGCUGGCGUCUUCGAGCCUGCUCCGCCUGGGGCAGGAGGCGGACCGGGAGGCCGGCAGGGAGGCAGUCUUCCUGCUGCUACACCUGCUGGUCGACGAGUCGCCGUUCCUCACCAUGGACCUCCUGGAGUCCUGCUUCCCCUACGCCCUGCUGCGCAACGCCGCCCACGCCGUCUACAAGGCCGAGGCCUGACCAAUAAAAGCCACCCCUGGUCCCUUCUGUA
Ixodes scapularis (black-legged tick) is the source of this 3710-nucleotide messenger RNA. RefSeq names its product membrane-associated protein Hem (gene Hem). NCBI's taxonomy places the organism in Eukaryota, Metazoa, Arthropoda, Arachnida, Ixodida, Ixodidae. Gene Ontology annotation, biological process: cortical actin cytoskeleton organization; cell projection assembly; neuron projection morphogenesis. Bases 215 to 3679 code for a protein of 1154 amino acids. Gene Ontology annotation, cellular component: SCAR complex. The transcript has 22 exons. The record is from RefSeq and is a predicted model, not a curated record.